Messenger RNA from Panicum virgatum (switchgrass), 1170 nucleotides. RefSeq lists its product as uncharacterized. The transcript is spliced from 3 exons. Bases 365 to 790 code for a protein of 141 amino acids. NCBI's taxonomy places the organism in Eukaryota, Viridiplantae, Streptophyta, Magnoliopsida, Poales, Poaceae. The record is from RefSeq and is a predicted model, not a curated record.
UUCAGUUUUCUCACCUGCAACUACAAACCCCGCCGAGAGAUUCAGAAAAGCCAGCCGCGUGAGAACUGGGAACAGACAACAGAUAGGAGAGUGCCCUCUCGAGCUAUCCCCCCUACAACUACAUGCUGUGCGGCUGUGCGGCCGCGUUCUAGCCUGGUAGCUUCUUCCAUCUCUCACAAAUAUCACCCAGAACUGCGAAGCGAGUGAGCUCUUUCUCUCUCACACGCAAACACACAUUACCUGCUUGCUUAGCUCUCUCACUCACCGUCUCGCUCACAUUGCCUGGUGCUCGCUCAUGGGCGUUUGCCGCGGCUUGUGAGGGACGCGGAAGACGAGCGACUCCUCCUGCUGCUCCGGUUCUUGCAUGGCAGGAUCUCGAUGGACUAGAAGACCGAGCGCCGCGCUGUUGCUGCUCCUCUGCGCUCUCCUCUGCGCCGUCCUCCUCUUCGUGCCGGCGGCUCGCCGGGGAGAGGAUACGGAGAGGUUUCCCGUCGCGGCGGCGUCGUCGUCGUCGUGGGGCGCCGGCGGGCGCCGCGCUCUCCCGCAGCCGGCCGCGGUGAGGUCGAGGCGGUUCCGGGCGCGGGGGCGGUGGAACUCGGCGGGGCUCGGCGACAGCAAGCAUGAGGUUCCGAGUGGCCCCAAUCCGGACUCCAAUAGCCGCGGCAGAGGAGGUAGUAUACGAGGUGGUUGCAGAGCCACAGUGGCAAGCCCCGCAGCAGGAGGAUCGUGUGGAGUCAGCCCAAGACCCAACUCACCCAGUACUGAGCAGCAGACAUCAUCCGGAUGUUGACUUCUGCCCCUGCUAUGUCAAGUUCUCCCGCUGAGAUGCAGAGGGGUGGGAAGUGGUGGAGCGAGACCCCUAGGCUAGACAGUUGUCGGGUUGCACAUCUGUGGGCAGGGUGUGCCCCCGGUCAGUUUUGUUGGGACCGGUCUGUGUGACCGGUCUCACCGGUGGUGUGGACCAGGCAGUGGCAACCGGAUUGACCAGUUGAAGGAACCGGUCUGACCGGUUGGGUGCAGGCAGGAUAGGGUGGAGUAAAGUUUAUGCGUAGAAUUUGUUCCUUUGAACAUUGGCUACUCUUGUAAUGUUUUGUAAAAUUAUUUCGUUUAUGUAACCUUUAUGUAUAUUUGGAACUCGGCUUAUAAAAUAAGUGUUUCAUAUUGUUUUCA